Lagopus muta (rock ptarmigan) is the source of this 2095-nucleotide messenger RNA. It is a transcript of the gene CTSA, whose product is annotated as cathepsin A. The transcript has 15 exons. Gene Ontology annotation, biological process: proteolysis. The coding region runs from base 109 to 1524 and encodes 471 amino acids. NCBI's taxonomy places the organism in Eukaryota, Metazoa, Chordata, Aves, Galliformes, Phasianidae. The record is from RefSeq and is a predicted model, not a curated record. Gene Ontology annotation, molecular function: serine-type carboxypeptidase activity.
GUGCGGGGUGAGCGGGGUGAGCGGCGUGCGGCACCGGGCGUGGUAGAAGGGAGUGAUCCCGCUGGGACUGUGCCGGCAGGGUCGGGACCGGCGAGAGGCGCCGCAUCGAUGCUGCCGCUGCUGUGCGCACUGUUGUUGGGGCUGGGGCCGGCCCACGCCGCGCCCGCGGGCCAUGAGGUGACGUUCCUGCCCGGGCUGCCCAAGCAGCCGUCCUUCCGCCACUUCUCGGGGCACCUGUGCAUCGGGCCGACGCAGCGCCUGCACUACUGGUUUGUGGAGGCCCAGAACAACCCGCAGAGCAGCCCUCUGGUAUUAUGGCUGAACGGGGGCCCUGGCUGCAGUUCUAUGGAAGGCUUCUUGAAAGAGCAUGGCCCCUUCCUGGUGCAGCCCGAUGGGGUCACGCUGAAGUACAAUGACUACGCCUGGAACAAGAUUGCCAACAUGCUCUACCUGGAGUCCCCUGCAGGCGUUGGCUUCUCAUACUCCGAGGACAAGAAGUAUGCUACCAACGACACCGAGGUCGCACACAACAACUACCUGGCUCUGAAGGAGUUCCUGCGGCUCUUCCCUGAGUACUCCAAGAACGACCUCUUCCUCACAGGGGAGAGCUACGGCGGCAUCUACAUCCCCACUCUGGCAGAGUGGGUGAUGCAGGACCCCAGCCUUAACCUCAAGGGAAUCGCUGUGGGAAAUGGCCUCUCCUCCUAUGAGAUCAACGACAACUCCUUGGUGUACUUCGCCUAUUACCAUGGCCUGCUGGGCACCCAGCUGUGGAAGGACUUGCAGGCCUUCUGCUGCUCUGAAGGGAAGUGCAACUUCCAUGACAACUCCAAUUUGAACUGCACGCUUAAGAUGGCAGAGAUGAUUGAGAUUGUAGAGGAGUCUGGGCUCAAUAUCUACAAUCUCUACGCCCCGUGUGCUGGCGGUGUUCCUGGAAGCAUGAGGUAUGAGGGUGACUAUCUCGUCACACAUGACCUGGGGAACUCCUUCAUCCGGAUGCCAAUGAGGUUCUCCUGGCGCCAGAACCUGUUCCGGAUGCCUGUAGCCCGCAAUAAGGUGCGGAUGGACCCACCGUGCACCAACUCCACAGCACCGACCAUGUAUCUGAACUCCCCAGAAGUGAGGAAGGCUCUCCACAUCUCCCCCGAUGCCCCAGAGUGGCAGGUGUGCAGCUUCGAGGUGAACCGCAGCUACAAGCGCCUGUACACGCAGAUGAAUGACCAGUACCUCAAACUUCUUGGAGCCAUGAAAUACAGAAUCCUGGUGUACAAUGGGGAUGUUGACAUGGCCUGCAAUUUCCUUGGGGACGAGUGGUUCGUGGACUCCCUGUGCCAGAAGGUGCAGGUGGCUCGCCGGCCUUGGCUCUACACUGAAGGAGGUGAGAACCAGAUCGGGGGCUUCGUGAAAGAGUUCACCAACAUUGCCUUCCUCACUGUUAAGGGAGCCGGCCACAUGGUGCCUACAGACCAGCCCCUCGCUGCCUUCACCAUGUUCAGCCGUUUCAUUAAGAAUGAGCCCUACUAGGAGCUGGGGAGGCUGUGCCCAGGGCCUUGGGCUGCCUGCGUACAACAGUCACCUCCUGCACAGCUCAUCACUGCCACUCAGCUGCACCAGGGCUCCCCUGUGUCAUGAACAAAGUGACGACUGCAGCCGGCAGGGAUUCCCCGGGGCCCCAAGGGCUAUGCUUAGCCUGGAGGCAGGCUUUCUGCAGGGUGCAGGGAGAGGAGUCCUUGGGAUGCCAUCCCUGCUGGGCACUGCAGCUGUCUCUUUGCUGUGGCUUCCUGUCUCACCUCCUCCCUGUUUCUGGAGGCAAUUACUUCCCUCGUAGGCUGGGAGCAGUCCUUACCACUUCCCUCUGUCCUGCAGCCUCUGUACACAUGUGGCCUAGGCAGGCUCUGAGCCAGCUGCUCUCUGCUAAGCACAGUUGAUGUGGUGGCCGUGGGCUCCCCUGCAAGGGCUUUCUGCUCCCUUUGAAACCACUCCCAACCUGACCUCAGUGAAAGGCAAUUCACAACGAAGACAAUUUCACUGCCUAGGUCACACAGUGCUCUUGGGAACCCACAAUAAACUCUGAAUAAGGUGGUCCUGCUCCUCA